CCGGGGCGGGGCCUCCGGGCCGCCCAGCCCCUACGGGGCCCGCGAGAGCGCGGCCCCGCCCCCCGCCUAUAAGAGCGGUGCGGCACUGCAGCUAGCGCAGUUCUCACUGAGACCCGUCACCCGGACUCUGCGUGAGACGCACCACCCGGACUCACCAUGCGUGAAUGCAUCUCUGUGCACGUGGGGCAGGCAGGUGUCCAGAUGGGCAAUGCCUGCUGGGAGCUCUACUGCCUGGAGCACGGGAUCCAGCCCGACGGGCAGAUGCCCAGCGACAAGACCAUCGGGGGAGGGGACGACUCUUUCACCACCUUCUUCUGCGAGACAGGGGCCGGGAAACACGUGCCCCGCGCUGUGUUUGUGGAUCUGGAACCCACUGUGAUCGAUGAGAUACGAAAUGGCCCGUACCGCCAGCUCUUCCACCCCGAACAGCUCAUCACUGGCAAGGAGGAUGCAGCAAACAACUAUGCCCGGGGUCACUACACCAUCGGCAAGGAGAUCAUCGACCCUGUCCUGGACCGGAUCCGCAAGCUGGCUGACCAGUGCACAGGCCUCCAGGGCUUCCUGGUCUUCCACAGCUUCGGAGGGGGCACCGGCUCCGGCUUCACCUCGCUGCUCAUGGAGCGACUCUCCGUCGACUAUGGCAAGAAGUCCAAGCUGGAGUUCUCCAUCUACCCGGCCCCCCAGGUGUCCACAGCCGUGGUGGAGCCCUACAACUCCAUCCUGACCACACACACCACCCUGGAGCACUCGGACUGCGCCUUCAUGGUGGACAACGAGGCCAUCUACGACAUCUGCCGGCGCAACCUGGACAUCGAGCGGCCCACCUACACCAACCUCAACCGCCUCAUCAGCCAGAUCGUGUCCUCCAUCACCGCCUCGCUGCGCUUCGACGGGGCCCUCAACGUGGACCUGACCGAGUUCCAGACCAACCUGGUGCCCUACCCCCGCAUCCACUUCCCCCUGGCCACCUACGCGCCGGUCAUCUCGGCCGAGAAGGCGUACCACGAGCAGCUGUCGGUGGCCGAGAUCACCAAUGCCUGCUUCGAGCCGGCCAACCAGAUGGUGAAGUGCGACCCCCGCCAUGGCAAGUACAUGGCCUGCUGCCUGCUGUACCGGGGCGACGUGGUGCCCAAGGAUGUCAACGCCGCCAUCGCCGCCAUCAAGACCAAGCGCAGUAUUCAGUUCGUGGACUGGUGCCCCACGGGCUUCAAAGUGGGCAUCAACUACCAGCCCCCGACGGUGGUGCCCGGGGGAGACCUGGCCAAGGUGCAGCGGGCCGUGUGCAUGCUGAGCAACACCACCGCCAUCGCCGAGGCCUGGGCCCGCCUGGACCACAAGUUCGACCUGAUGUAUGCCAAGCGGGCGUUCGUGCACUGGUACGUGGGCGAGGGCAUGGAGGAGGGCGAGUUCUCCGAGGCCCGGGAGGAUAUGGCCGCCCUGGAGAAGGAUUACGAGGAAGUGGGCAUCGACUCGUACGAGGAUGAGGACGAGGGAGAAGAGUAGAAGAGCUGCGUGGAGUCCCCCCUCCCCUCCCACUAUGUUUAUUGCAAAAAGCCUUUCGAAAUAAACAGUCUCCAUGCACGGUUUCUUGUCCGCUCUGUCUGCUUACGCUGCUUGUGCCUCUGCUGCCUUCCUCCUCAUGCUGCUGUGGCUGCUGCUGCCCUGCUCAUUGCUCCUCGCCCCUUACCUCCUGCAGCUGAAGCUGAGAACUGCCCCGAUCAGGGAAACCUGAU
Sorex fumeus (smoky shrew) is the source of this 1733-nucleotide messenger RNA. It is a transcript of the gene TUBA4A, whose product is annotated as tubulin alpha 4a. Gene Ontology annotation, molecular function: structural constituent of cytoskeleton; GTP binding. The record is from RefSeq and is a predicted model, not a curated record. The transcript has 4 exons. Gene Ontology annotation, cellular component: microtubule; cytoplasm. Lineage: Eukaryota; Metazoa; Chordata; Mammalia; Eulipotyphla; Soricidae. Bases 157 to 1503 code for a protein of 448 amino acids. Gene Ontology annotation, biological process: mitotic cell cycle; microtubule cytoskeleton organization.